Anopheles aquasalis is the source of this 2221-nucleotide messenger RNA. RefSeq lists its product as uncharacterized. The record is from RefSeq and is a predicted model, not a curated record. Gene Ontology annotation, molecular function: nucleic acid binding. Lineage: Eukaryota; Metazoa; Arthropoda; Insecta; Diptera; Culicidae.
CUGAGUGCCACCAAGAGAGGAGAGAGCGAGCAUUGUGACUCUCCCGAGCGCCGAGCUGGUGAGAGCGUGAGAGAGUUGGGUGCUCGCGGCGGCAGAAGCGAGUUAGAAGGCACGUAAGGUGCACGGAAUUUUUAAACUUCGCUGGCUUAACGUCAAUGCUAGGCGGUGAACUCGCCGAAGGCAAUAAAGUUAAAAAAUCUUAUACUUGUGUUCUUCUGCUUCUCAACAUUUUUAAAAAUUCCUGCUAUUGACUAGUAUCCGUGAAAGUGAAAUCGUGAACAUGAGUUCGUGCGAAAAGUGUGCGGAACCGGACAACGACAGCAUGGUGGCAUGCGACAAGUGUGGAAAAUGGUUCCAUUUCGCGUGUGUUGGUGUUGAUUCCAGUGUAGAGCAGCAAGACUGGGUCUGCUGCAAGUGCGCGGAAGAAUCGUUCGAAACACCAAAGUCAGGAAGAAUUAAGCCUGAGUUGUUGCACGAACAGACUAAACCAGUGAAAAGUGUAGUGCAAUCUGUCGCUUCCGGAACGCGGGCGUCGGUGCCGGAACCGGGAGAAAGGUCGUCGACCCCGCCGAAAAGUACAGUGUUCGAGAAAAGUGUCUUUCGAUCGGUCGUUUUCGAAUCGCGGUUCUCGGAACCCAGAGACAAGUCAGCAACCCAGCCGGUCAAUGUUGCGCUCGAAAACGGCAUGGAUUCCGCCGAACUGCAGCAUGAGCUCCAAUUCCUGGAAGAGAGGCAGGCGAUGGAACGGAGGCACUUGCAAGAGAGAAGCCAGCUGCGCGCGCGGUACGGAGUUUCCGAGGAAGUACAGGCCAACGGAUCGCGGCCUCAAUCGGCUUCCACGAAUUUGCACCAAACGCAAAUAGCGGCGCGGCAGGUCGUCGGGAAAGACCUCCCUUCAUUUUCUGGAAACCCGGAGGAAUGGCCUCUCUUUAUCGCCAGUUUCGAAAGUUCGACCAGAAUAUGCGGCUACACGGACGAUGAGAAUUUGUUGCGGCUACAGCGAAGCCUGAAGGGAAAGGCGUUGGAGGCGGUACGCUGCCGAUUAUUGCACCCACGGAACUUAGCCGGUGCCAUAUCAACGCUCCGAACACUAUUCGGAAGGCCAGAGUGUAUCAUUCAAUCAUUGAUAAACAAGAUCCGCGAAAUGCCCAAUCCAAGAGCGGACAAAUUCAACACGCUAAUUGAUUAUGGCAUCGCCGUGCAGAAUAUUUGUGCAACAAUAGAAGGGACGGGCCUAAGCGGUUAUCUGUACAACAUCACACUGCUACAGGAGCUGACAGAAAAACUGCCACCGACAAUACGUCUCAAUUGGGCGUACCACAGGCAGACGCUGCAAGAUGUCACGAUGCUGGAUUUUGGAGACUGGCUGAACAAGCUAGUGGAAGCGGCUAGCAGCGUAACGCUACCAGGAACGGCGCCAGACAACGCAUCACAUCUGCUACUGAAAUUCCGCGAGUUCAAGUACGCCAUAGUCGGAGAUAUUCGUGAAAUGUUUUUUCAAGUAUUAAUGAGGCCACAAGAUCAACGCAGCCAGAUGAUCCUGUGGAAUGGUGGAGACCCCAAAAAGGAACCGGAUACCUUUAUCGCCAGAAGAGGCGCACCCGUGGAGAUCAUAAGUGACAGGGGCACCAACUUUAUCGGUGCGAGCAGAGAACUUCGAGACGAGCUGAAAAAUGUGAACGAGAAUAUGCUUAUGAACGCUUUCGUUGGACCUGAUACGACCUGGAAGUUCAACCCCCCGGCAGCACCUCACUUUGGUGGCUGUUGGGAACGCCUCGUGCAGCCUCUUACUUAUCUAGCACUGGAAUCCGACUCCGAGCCGGUGCUGACGCCCAAUCAUCUGCUGCUGGGCUCCUCGAAUGGAAGUAAACCGCCGGUAGCCUUCGACGACUCAUCUACCGCAGUCAAGAAGUCCUGGAAGAUGUCACAGCGUGUUGCGGACCAAUUCUGGAAGAAGUGGGUUGCGGAGUACCUGCCUACCCUCACCAAGAGAACGAAAUGGCAUCAACCGAUCAAGCCGAUCGAAGUGGGAGAUCUAGCUCUUAUCGCGGACGACAAUCAUCCGAGAAAUUGCUGGCCCAUGGGUAGAAUUGUGGAGGCGAUGCGCGCCAGUGACGGCCAGGUUCGACGGGUAGUUGUACAUACGAACAGCGGAUUGUUAGAACGACCAGCCACAAAAAUUGCGAUUCUGGAUGUAACACCAAGCGUGAAUGAGGAGUAG